Molecule: messenger RNA, 771 nt
Organism: Camellia sinensis
Lineage: Eukaryota; Viridiplantae; Streptophyta; Magnoliopsida; Ericales; Theaceae
Source: RefSeq, a predicted model, not a curated record
GGCUGAGGCUUGGAAGCAGAGACAAAAAACUGCUAGAAAAAAACUCUGAAAAACUCUUCGGUUUCUGAGAGAGAUUUCUGAGAGAGAUACUCUGUAACACUCUGUUUUCUGAGAGAGAUUUCUGAGAGAGACACUCUGUAACACUCUGUUGUCCAGAAAAUGGCUUCGUCUUCCCGUGGUUUGCUCACUCUCUUUCCAGACCUUAACGAGUCAACAAGAGAGAUAACUGGUGCGGGGGCCAGUGAACCUCAACCAAGCGCCCCAGGGUUUGCUCCGUUGAACUUUCUUAUGCGGUCUGUGGAGCAAAAAAUGGCAGUGCAAACUGACAUUGAAGCCAAUCAGUAUACUUUGAAGUUCUGUGUGGAGACGAUGACGGCAGUCACAAACUUGUCGCACCGGCUGCAAAGUAGGACAAAUGAGGUGCAGCAUUUAAACGCCCAACUGGCUCUGCUCCAACGCAUGUAUAAGGAUGCGCGAGCAGAGAUAAGUGUGCUGAAGGCGGAAAACAAGGAGCUGAAGCGGAAGGCUACCGUGAUGUUCCGAUUUGGAGGUCCACCAUAUGCUGUAGUGGAGGAGCAGGGUGGAGUGAACGUGCUCGGUGGAGUGGGUAGUAUGGAGGCAGCGCCGGUAAGGGACACCCAAGAGAAAAGCAAGAAGAAGAGACCUGCAGCAGAGUAGAGAAGAAAAAUCCCACUGUGGGUGCGGGUGUGUUGUGGUGGUUUGUUUGUUUGUUGGUUUUUCUUCUUUUUUUUUUUUUUUUUUUUUUUUUUU